AUGACUCCCAAUGUCAAGAGAUCAAGGCGGAACAUCAAGUACCAGGAGGUAUCCACUCAAAAGCGUAGAGAUUGUUUUGGGAAGAUCGGGAAGCUAGCAGUACGAUUCAUAGGUCCAUACCAAGUCAUUGGGCGAGUUGGAGAAGUGCCUUAUCGCCUAGACCUACCGGCGGACAUGAAUCUACAUCCAAUGUUCUAUGUAUCAAUGCUACGGAAGCAUAUACGUGACCCCAGCGCCAUUGAACCUGAACGGGUAGAAGGAUUGCAGUCAAACCUUACUUACCAAGAAGGUCCAAUCAGACUUGGAGAUAAACGAGUUCAACACAGCUGCAUAGAACAAGGAGGAUCCGUGGAGAAGAGAACAGCAAGGCGGAUCCGUGGAGAGAGAGAACAUCAAGGAGGAUCAGAGGAGAUCAGUGGAAGAGGAGUCUGCAAGGGGACAACGUGA
Molecule: messenger RNA, 447 nt
Organism: Microthlaspi erraticum
Lineage: Eukaryota; Viridiplantae; Streptophyta; Magnoliopsida; Brassicales; Brassicaceae
Source: the annotation of a GenBank genome assembly